CGAUAUGUGGGUUCAACAGCUGAUCGUAGCUUCACUCCUGGGUGUCUCCUUAGCCAAUAGCGUACGCUACAUUGUUAUCUCCCCCAGGACAGUUCGGCCAGCUAUGGUUUACAACAUGGCCGCAAUGGUGACGUCAGAAGAGCUGGAAGACGUGUUCGUACAUGCCAGCAUCAGCUGUGACAAUCAGCUGGUAGCAGAGUCUACUGCCGUCCUUCCUACAAACACUCUUAACUUGCUGCCUGUCAGGGUUGCUAUGUCAAUUUCACCUGGAAAUUACUCCCUUAAUGUUGAAGUAAAAAACAAAGGAAUGGUUCUUUUUCGCAACAGUUCUGAACUCGUGUUUGAUCCAAGAUUUUUGUCAAUUGUUGUACAAACAAGUCGACCAAUCUAUAGGGCUGGACAAGAAGUGCGGUUUAGAGUAGUGACUCUUCAAACAGAUCUGAAGCCUUUCAAUGACGGACUGGAGAUUUAUGUCCUUGAUCCAGAUGGCCUCAUAAUGAGGAGAUGGUUGUCAGCAUACACUAACAAUGGUGUUUCAAGCAAGAGGUUCAAACUACCAAAAUUAGUCAAAGAUGGUUACUGGAAGAUCCGGGUAAAAGCUUGGAACCAGAUUGUCGAGCAGAUGAUGAGGGUGGAAACUUAUUUUGAUCCUCUGUUUGAGGUGCAUGUUACGCUGCCUCCCUAUAUAACACAGACUGUGGAAUCCAUUGUGGGAUCAGUCUGUGGACGUUUUCCGACACAGAGAUUGGUGGAGGGAAACGGCACUGUUACUCUGUAUGCAAGAAAGUGGAAAAACGAUGAAUCAUUUAAUAUGGUGUGGACUGAGGAUGUAUUUUUUAAAGGGAAAGAACAUCCCAUUCAAAUUCCAACGGAGCUGAUUUCUUCCAAGCUGGGCUCUCUAGAUGAUAUCGAGGUGAAACUCCAUGCUUCAAUCACUGAGUUGUUGUCUCUAGAAAGGGUUGAAGGCUUCAGUCACUCUAGAUUGAUUUCUAAAGAUAUCCACCUCAGAUUUCUAUGCCCCUCUCCAGCAACGUUUAAACCUGGUUUCCCAUUUUACUGUCAUAUAGCAGUUUUUCACGAUGGGAAUGAAAAAAUACCGCAAGAAAUACUGAAAUCCUCAAGGCUACGCAUUAAAGGAGAUAUAGAAGAGGAAGGUGGGCAGAGAAUUAGACUAUCAGAUAUAAUAGCUGGCAGCGGCUUUGAAAAUACUUGGAAUGAUGAGGAAAAUUACAUCAAUGACAAAACGAAAGAGAACUUUGUUGAUGAACUAUCUAAUGACAAUUACUUACAAGAAGGAGUCCUUCACUUCAGUUUCGAUACUUCCAACAAUACUAGAAAGCUUUCAAUCAAAGCUUUGUUCGUCAGUGAAGAAGGAACGUCAGUAGAAGCUGCACUUGAAGCUGUCAGCUAUUUCUCUUCUACAACAAAGUUCAUAAGUGUUUCUUCUUCGUCGAGAAACUUAAAUGUUGACGAAUUUGCAAUAUUCCAUGUUAAAUCUAACUUCAGGAUGGACAGUUUUCAGUAUAUUGUGGUUUCUAAAAGUGAGAUACUCUUAUGUGGUGAACAAACUGUUGAGGGUUCCUCAGUAACAUCAACAUUCUCUCUCAGUCUCAGCAGACGUAUGGCUCCAGGGUUCAGACUAUUGGUGUAUCACAUCACAACAGACGGGCAAUUGUUGUCUGACAGUGUCUUCCUACCUGUAGACGGCUUCCAUAAGUAUAACACAGAGCUAGAGGUCCACACUGGCAAGGAUCACAAGUCCGAGCGUGUUGAGGCCAGAGUCAGCGGGGGUGAGGGGGCCUUUAUUGGUAUCCAUGCUACAAGAGCCCCAGCCUUCAACAUGCAGGCGGGGCAUGAGAUAUCUCUGGGGCGACUGGUGGAGCAGUUCAUGCUUUUGGACAACUCCAGGAACUUUAAUAAAAUGAGGUGGAAAAGUCAGGAUGGCACUACAGCUGCUGAGGUAAAUUACUACAUGAUGAUGGACGAUGGUCUUAACACAAACCACACAUUCACAUCAGCAGGACUGAACUUGUUUACCUCAGAGGAUAUUCAACAGACUCAAGCAAUGUGUGAUGCUGCACCAGAGUUGCCUUGUGAUGCUAACAGUUGCUAUCCAGCCAACAAGACUUGCGAUGGAGAAGUGGAUUGUACGUCAGGAUUCGAUGAAAUUGCUUGUUUAAUAUCUGAUGAAGUGGAGUAUAAAUAUAAAAUCACCAGGACAAGUAGAAAUGAGUUCCUGUAUGACAUGAGAGAAGGUGACUGGGGAUGGAGGGAGAUCAAGGUCAAUGACCACGAAGGUGUAGAGUUUGAACCUCUGAUAGCUCCUCAGACAGCAGACGAUUGGUACUUUACUGCCUUCAGCAUCAACAACGACUACGGCUUCAGCAUCAUACCUGAGCCUAUUGUUUUUUCAAGCAGGCGCCACCUUAUGAUGCACAUGAAUGGCCCAAGCUCGUGCUAUGCAGGUGAGCAGAUUGGACUCCAGGUGGACCUCUUUAACCACCACCACUCGGAGGCGCUGGUGGUUUUGACACUCAAAGGCUCGCCACUCUACAAGUUCGUACAUGUUGAAGCAGGUGGCAGUGUGUCCAGCUACUCAGCCCGUCUCUCAUCUGGUGAUCAUCAGUUGUUGGUGUAUAUGCCCCCAGAAUCACAGCAGCACAUAGACUUUCCAGUGGUACCAACUGUUCAGCAGGGACAAAUGGAGGUGACAGUCGUCUGCACUGCCCAGACAGGCUCUAUAGAGAGAACACUCACCAUUACUGUACAUGGAGGAGGAGCCAUGAUCAACAAGCAUACUUCAGUUUUCCUGGACUUGAAGAACAGAGCUCUAGUGAUGUCCUACUUGGACAUUAUAGUUGAAGAGAGUCCAAUAAUACCUUACAACAUGACCCGACGCUAUGUCUACGGCAGCACUUCAGCCUCAAUUGAGCUGUUCGGUGAUAUAAUCGGACCUGUAUUCUCUUCUGUGCCAGCAACUAUGGAAUCAACAUUGAAAACCUCAGCUAAAGGAACUUUGGCAAGAGUUUUUGAGUUUGGUGUCAACAUCUGGACUCUGCACUAUCUCCGUUUGACCAACAAACUACAGAGGCCGUUUUUAAAAGAAGUUUUGUUUGAGUGCAAUGCGAUAUAUGCUCAAAUUAUAAAAAGAUUUAACAUUGAUGGAUCGUUUAGAAACUGGGAUUCCUCAGGGUUUAGUGUUUGGUUGACAGCGUGGGUUCUCCAGAUGCUAAAGGCAGCCUCUUACCCAGACUGGGAGUUUUUGUUGUUCCUGGACCCAAGUAUUCCAGAUAGAAGCAUCACAUGGCUGCUUCAGUUUCAAGCUCCCAACGGCAGUUUUGUGGAACCAUACCCUGAUAUUGAUUCAAAAUUAAAUUCUCAGACUAGACACAUCUCCCUGACAGCUCACGUGUUAUUGACACUGUGCCAGUGCAUGUCUAUGUUGUCUGGAGAGAUCAAGAUUAGAGCUGCAGUCGCGAGUGGCAGGGCAGCAACCUACCUUGAGCGGCUGCUAGGCUCUCUCAGCGACCCCCACCUCCUGGCGGUGUCUGUCUACGCUCUAUCUGUGGGUAUGGGAGCAGAUGUGGAGCUAGGGUAUCAUAGACUCAUGCAGGCCCAAAGGACUAACAGUGAAGGAUUUAUAUUCUGGUCGCCGAGAGACAUUGCCGCCAACCCCAUGAAGAAGGAGAACCAGCGACCGUUCCUGAGGCCCAGGCAGUACCAGGAGCAGGACUCAGUGGCAGUAGAGACCACGUCCUGGGUGUUGCUGAUCCUGCUACACCGUGAGGGCGUCACUGACACGGCGGAGAGGAUCGUAAAGUGGCUCAACUCUGUCAAGAUGACAUCUGGCGGGUUUAUCUCACCUGUGGACACGUUGAUCGCUAUCCAGUCUUUGACGGAAUAUGCAUUCCGAGCCAGACUACAUGAGAUCACCAACAUGGACGUCACCAUCGAGCUGCCGACAUCAGACAAUCUGCGGACCAAAGUGCACAUUGACAACUCAACCGUCUUGUUUCAAAGUCACUUGCAGAUUCCAAAAGUGUGGGGAAACGUGAUCAUCCAAGCCCAAGGAGCUGGGCAAGCUGUGGCUCAGUUGGAUGUUAACUACGGCAUUGACCACGAGAUGUUUGUAGAGGUCCCCACACUGCCAAGCUUUGACUUGAACAUCACCGAGUACUACUCCACCUUCAGAAACAAGUCAGCCCUUACGAUUCAAAGCUGCUUGAGGUGGUUGCGUGAUGAUCCUCCUACAAGCAGUGCUGCCACACUUGAGAUAGACUCUCCCACAGGAUACUCCAUGGUGGAGUCAGAGGCAGAAGUGAUCUCCAGGCUAGGAACACAUCCUACAUUGCGAGACGGGCACAUAACAUACACCAGGAGCUUGUGGUUCUUUGAAAAGGUUGAGAAGCACUGGACGUGUUUCAACUUCACUCUCAAGCGAUGGUUCCCUGUAGCCAACAUAACACUGCACAGACAAGCGUUGUUGUAUGAAGCCACUGCUAGAGAAAGAUUCGUGCAAGUGGUGUUCAACUCCACCCCUCUCCAUGUACUGAACAUCUGUGAGGUCUGUGGCUCGUACCAAUGUCCCUAUUGCCCUCACUACAGCUCUGCCACUCUGCAAUCCGUCUCUCUCUAUAUUGCAACUGUCUCUCUACUGUUAAAAACCAUUAUAUCAAGUAUCCAUGAUGAAGACCCCUCGUUUGAUGUGGAAGGGUACUUUGUUCAUGGGUUGUCUUACACGAUGUACGCAACUUCCCUGUGGCUGGCUCCGUCAGUCGUAUGUCUCACGGGUCCAAGGCUCGGGAUGUUUCUUGCCGCUACUGGCUACACAUACUAUGUGUUGGCAUUUACACUAGAGAAGGAAUGGGCUAUCUACUCGGCAGCUAUUUUCAUGGGUUUCUGCGCUGCUGUACUAUGGACUUCAGAAAACAAGUAUCUUUUGUCCAACUCCACCCCACCUACUAGGACAAGGAAUAUAAGCAUAUUCUGGUUCUUUUACAGUUCAUCGGAGUUCUAUGGCAACUUGAUCAUCUACUUCCAGCUAGCAGGCAAACGACUGAUGGAUGGACCGACAAGACACUGGCUACUAUAUGCGCUCACAGCAAUGUCGUGUGUUGCGCUCGUGUUGCUGCUACUGCUGCGCCAUGGAGGCAACACUCAACGGCAACCUCCCACCGAUCCAGUCAAGGCACUCAGGAAAACCUGGGCCAUUUUCUUGAGCCGUGAUGUUAGGAUGCUUUCCCUUACUUUUUGUUACGUUGGUUUGGCGCAAGCUUUUGCUUUUGGAGUGUACAGCCCGAGUGUUGGUUUUACUCUUGCAUUUGGAAACAAUGCAAAGCAGCUCGUAGCGUUGUCGGGCAUCUUCCUUGGAAUGGGAGAAAUGAUAUGUGGAGGAUUGCAGGUGGUGCUGAGUAAACGUAUCCACAACCAUCGUCAUGGUAGAUCUGCCAUCGUAGUGUUUGGCUUCACACUGCAUCUGGUAGCGUACGCUUGCAUCUACAUUAACCUGCCCAACUCAGCUGUGUUUGGCAACACUGAUGACCCUGCCUACAUCAACAGCAGUGUAUACCUGGCUAUCCUGAGCAGUCUGAUGCUAGGUCUGGCUGACUGUAGUCUCAACACGCAGGUUUACUCUCUGUUGGCAGCCAUGUACCCAGAGAACGGAGCAGAGACUUCUGCUCUAUACAAGUUCGCCAAGGCCGUGGUGAAGGCAACCAGUUUCUACUCAUCCAACCAUCUCGGACUUCACACACACCUUCACAUACUCAUCACCUUGGCCUUCGUCGGAGUUGUUGCCUUCCUUGUUUCAGACAAUAAGCUGGAGUGUCGAAGAGCUGAAGGAGAGUUACUAGAACUAGGUAAAAGUGAUGACAACUUAAUUUCUUAGACUUCAAUAGACUCAAUAGCUGAAAUGACUGACUAUUUCAACCAGUGUGACUAACAUGAGUGAUUUAAGGCAAUUCAUUUUUUAUUUGUUUUGGCAAAGAGCCCCAAUGUGAAAGAGAUGCAUUUUAACUUUACCGAUUGCUAUUUUGUAUAUAUGUAUUUAUG
Messenger RNA from Macrosteles quadrilineatus (aster leafhopper), 6051 nucleotides. Its product is annotated as CD109 antigen-like. Gene Ontology annotation, cellular component: extracellular region. Bases 5 to 5887 code for a protein of 1960 amino acids. Lineage: Eukaryota; Metazoa; Arthropoda; Insecta; Hemiptera; Cicadellidae. The transcript has 34 exons. Gene Ontology annotation, molecular function: protein binding; endopeptidase inhibitor activity. The record is from RefSeq and is a predicted model, not a curated record.